Geosmithia morbida is the source of this 2982-nucleotide messenger RNA. RefSeq names its product hypoxia up-regulated 1. Gene Ontology annotation, biological process: endoplasmic reticulum unfolded protein response; negative regulation of hypoxia-induced intrinsic apoptotic signaling pathway; cellular response to hypoxia. Lineage: Eukaryota; Fungi; Ascomycota; Sordariomycetes; Hypocreales; Bionectriaceae. Bases 1 to 2982 code for a protein of 993 amino acids. The record is from RefSeq and is a predicted model, not a curated record. Gene Ontology annotation, cellular component: endoplasmic reticulum chaperone complex. The transcript has a single exon. Gene Ontology annotation, molecular function: ATP binding; ATP-dependent protein folding chaperone.
AUGGUGGCCGCUCCCACCAGAGUGUCGCCAUUGGCGAUGCUCCUAGGAGCCAUCUUGUUACUCUCGUCGCACGUCUUGGCUGCCUCGGCCGUCAUGGGCGUCGACCUGGGAACUGAGUACAUCAAGGCGGCGCUGGUCAAGCCCGGCGUGCCGCUCGACAUCAUCUUGACCAAGGACUCGAGGCGCAAGGAGACGUCUGCCGUGGUCUUUAAGCCUUCCAAUGGCGGCAGCGGCUCCAACGUCGGCCAAUACCCUGAGAGGCUCUACGGAUCCGACGCCAUGGCCCUGGUCGCCAGGUUCCCCGGCGAGGUGUACCCGAACCUCAAGACGCUGCUGGGCCUUCCGGUCAACGACCCCACCGUCCGCGAGUACGCCGCCCGUCACCCGGCCCUGCAGCUCGAAGCCAACCCGACGCGCGGCACGGCCCAGUUCAAGAGCAGCAGCGUGGCCGCCGAAGAGGACUCCUGGACCGUCGAGGAGCUGCUGGCCAUGCAGCUGCAGAACAUCCAGAAGAACGCCGAGGCCGCGGCCGGCGACGGCUCCUCUGUGCGAUCCAUCGUCCUGACCGUGCCCCCCUUCUAUACGGCCGAGGAGAAGCGCGCCGUGCAGGCUGCCGCCAAGCUGGCUGGCCUCAACGUCCUGAGCCUGGUCAGCGACGGCCUCGCUGUCGGCCUCAACUACGCUACUAGCCGCCAGUUCCCCAACAUCAACGAUGGCGCCAAGCCCGAGUACCACAUGGUGUUCGACAUGGGCGCCGGCUCCACAAAGGCCUCAGUCAUCAAGUUCCAGAGCCGCAAGGUCAAGGACGUUGGCAAGUUCAACAAGACGGUCCAGGAGGCCCAGGUUAUGGGCGCCGGCUGGGACCGCACCCUCGGCGGUGACGCUCUCAACUACCUCAUCGUCGAUGAUAUGAUUUCCCAAUUCCUCGAGUCCAAGGGCGCCAAGAAGAUCUCUGCCACCGAGGCGGGCAUCCGCGCCCACGGGAGGGCCAUGGCCAAGCUCAACAAGGACGCCGAACGCGUACGUCACGUCCUGAGCGCCAACCAGAAUACGCAGGCCAGCUUCGAGGGCCUAUACGAGGACGUCGACUUCAAGUACAAGGUUUCCCGUACAGAGUUCGAAGCCAUGGCCGAGGCCUACGUUGACCGCAUCAACGUGGCCGUCCAGGAUGCGCUCAAGAUGUCUGGUCUCGACAUUGCCGAUCUCGACUCCGUCAUCCUCCACGGUGGUGCCACUCGCACUCCCUUCGUCCAGAAGGCCCUCGAGAAGACGUUUGGCUCCGCCGACAAGCUUCGCUCCAAUGUCAACUCGGACGAGGCUGCCGCCUUUGGUGCCGGCUUCCGUGCUGCCGGUCUCAGCCCCAGCUUCCGUGUCAAGGAUAUCCGCAUCUCCGAGGGCGCCUCCUACGCCGCCGGUAUGAAGUGGACGGCUGCGGGGAGCGGCAAGGAACAGACGCAGCGUCUCUGGUCCCCCAUCUCCCCCCUGGGCGGCCCUGCCAAGGAGUACACCUUCACUGAGGACAAGGACCUCACCCUCACCUUCUUCCAGCAGAUUGGCGAUGUCAAGAAGGACAUCAAGGCGAUCUCCACCAAGAACCUCACGGCGACCAUUGCCUUCAUCAAGGAGAAGCACCCCUCGUGCGUCGAGUCCGGGGUCUUCUUCCGUCUGGGCGCCAAGCUCAGCGGCGAGGAUGGCGAGGUUCAGAUUGUCAAGGCUGCCGCUGAGUGCGAGGCCGAGGCCAAGGAAGGCUUUGUCGAUGGCGUCAAGAACCUGUUCGGAUUCGGCAAGAAGGAUCAGGAGCAUCUGGAGGACAGCACCGAGACGGAGACGGUUGUCGGAUCUGAGGAUAAGCCUGGAGAGAGCUCAACCGCCACUUCCUCUUCCAAGGCUGAUGCCACCAAGUCCUCCACCGCCGAUGCCGCCAAGUCGUCGACGACGGCCGGCUCUACGGAGGAGGCGAAGAAGACGGAAACUGUCUCCAUACCGAUUGAGUUUACGGUGGAGAAGCUAGGCACGCCCGAGCUUUCCAAGGAGCAGCAUAUCAAGGCCAAGGACCGCCUCAAGGCAUUUGCGGCGUCUGACAAGGCCCGCAUCCAGCGAGAGGAGGCUCUCAACCAGCUCGAGGGCUUCACGUACAAGAUCAGGGACCUCCUGGAGGACGAGGCCUUCGUGGCUGUGUCCACCGAGACGGAGCGGACCAAGCUAGCCGAAAAGUCGAGCGCCGCCGGCGAGUGGCUCUACGAGGACGGGUCGGACGCCACCAAGGAUGAGUUCAAGGCCAAGCUCAAGGAGCUGCAGGACCUGGUCACGCCCAUCCAGAAGCGCAAGGACGAGGGCAGCCAGCGCCCGGAGCAGGUGAAGCAGCUCAAGGAAGUCCUGAGUCGGACGUCGGAGCUCGUGGGCAAGAUGCGCAAGAACAUUGACGACUACGAGGAGUGGCACGCCAAGACGGCUGCCGCCAGCGAGACCCCGGCUGCUUCAGACGACGACGCGCUGGAGGAUGACGCGGCCGCCGAUAAGGACGAGAGCGGACCUGUCCUUCCCGGUUACACGCGCGAGGACAUCAAGUCCCUCGAGGACAUCGCCAAGACGACGGAGCUCUGGCUCGAGGACCUGGAGGUCAAGCAGGACGCCCUCCCGGCCACGGCCAACCCCGUACUCCUUGUGCAGGAGAUCGUGACCAGGCGUCAGGAUAUCGAGCUGGCGACCAAGAACAUCGUCCUCAAGGGCGCGACAGCCAAGAAGAACAGCAGCAAGAAGUCGUCAUCUACCAAGGGAGGCAAGAGCAGCGGCAGCGGUAGCAAGAAGGGCAGCAGCAAGACUUCGAGUGCCAACCCUUCAGGUGAGACCAUCAAGGUCGGCGAUAGGACAUAUACCCCCGAGGAGCUGGAGGAGUGGAUCAACAACAUGACGGAAGACGACUGGAAGAAGGUGGAGGAGGAUGCUGCCAAGCAAAAGGCCCAGAACCAUGAUGAGCUAUGA